GGUAGAGGUAAACAUAAUUAACUUCCUAGUCGCUGGUAUCCUAAAUGGCUAUUCUAGUUACGCUCGGAUAGAUGCGGCACAUAUGAAUAGAUGAAACUAUUCAUAUUAUUAUGUGAAUUAAUUCAUCCUUUUAUUAUGUUUUGCUUCACUUUCCAUUAAACAGCUACCGUUGCGGUACAUUUAUACAAAAUUGGUUGUAAGAGCUUCGUUUCUCUUCUUCGUGUUCAUUCCAUUUAAAACGAUGAAAACGACGCGGCGACGCUCAUUUCCGAAAAAUAUUGAUUUUUAAAUUGAUUCGAAUUUUUUUCAUUUUAUUAAAAACAAAAAAAAUAUCAUAAUAAACUAUCUCUUAUCAGUAAAAUCAGGUAAUUCGAAAAUAACAAUUAUUUUUAUUACCAUAUCAAAGUAUCAGGUAUAAAAGAAAACGUUUUUUUUUUAUAUUAAAAGAUUCAGAAAAUAAUCAAUAUAGCUAAUGCUAUGCCCAAUGCUCUUAAUAUCUAAGCUGUCUAAAAACCACAGUGUCUUGAAAUGUUGACCGCGGCAACCCCGUUACUUCAUCCAAAUUCUGACCUCGGGGGGGAUAGGACGUGAGAGUGCAGAGGAGUCGCUUAGUGAGUAGGGCCCUAAAUUCCAUCUCUUGGGCCCGCAGUCCGCUCCCAACAUUUACGGGCCAGUCCCACAUACCCCGCCCGACCCCUAGAUGUAGGGACCUCGAAGAAGGUUCGGCCCCUGGACAAAAAAAAGUACUGGGAUUUAAGUGGUUCCGCUCAUCACUUUCGAUGUUCCGGCAAUUGAAAAAAGGCGCUUACAAGGAACAGAUGAUCCCACGAUACUCAAAUACUGUGUACAUCAUGUUUAUUGAGUAAAGGUAGUGAUAAAUACAUUUUUUUUCUUCUUGCCAAUAUAGUAUGAGAUCAUACUUCAGGUGCACAACUGUCUGCGAUAAAUAGUGUUUAAAUUCUUCGUUUAAGCCUUGACUUUUCAGUGCAAGCGCAUUAGAUGUAGAGGGUUGCUUUUUCAAAAGCAAGUUUAUAAAAUCCAAAUUAUUAUUUUCAUUUUAGUCCCUUUGUAAUAUUGUACUUUGGGAGAUGUUAAAGGAAAACGUCUUCUUGCGUGUAUUCCAUGUUUAAUAAUCAUCUUAAUCCUAGCUUACAAUUAUGAAGAAGCCUAUGUUUUUGAGUGGUCCGCCUUAUUAUGGGGACAUACGAGAUUACACCUAGUAAUUAUAAUAUAUACUAAAUGCUAUUAUGUCGAAUUCUUCACUAUUCAUUAUUGGAAGUUGUUGCUGUGAUUUAAUAUUUAAAAUUUAAGUAUUUAUCCUAUUUAUUACUCGAGAACAGGCUAAUUCUAAAAUGUUUCAUGUUUUUUACCAAAACAGAAAAAUACUGAUUCACUGAAUCGAUUUAGUACUCCAAAUCGACUUACAAAAUCGAGUUUUUGGCCCGACAAACAUCGAUUGAUCGAUCUCAGAUCGCCAUCCCUAUCUGUACUCUGUACUACUACAAGUACUACUCUGUAACUGUAAGUCUCUAUAAAUUGUUUUUUUCAUCUCAUCUCAUUUCAUUUUAUUUCAUCACAGGUGAUUAGUGUCUCAAAUUAAUCAUCUUCAUUUAAUUUCACUCUAUAUUAUCAUUUUUCAUAAAUAUAAGAUUAUAAAUUAAAAUAAGACAUGACCUAAAGGUCUUAGUUACCAGGUCAUAAAAUCAUUUAAAAAAAAAUGUUUUUUAUCUAUGAUAUUGAUUAGAUUUGAUUACAGUUUUUCCAAUUUUAAUAGUGCGUACUGCGUGAUACAAAGUGUAUAAAACUUACUACACAAAGAGCGCUACAAUAAAAAUGUUCGUAACACGCCAAAUUGCAUCUAGGUUCUUCCAACAAACAGUGCGUCGCUACCAUGGCGAAAGUCACUUCAAGCCCCCCACCAUGGAUGAAUUACCAGUGCCCAAAGGCUCAUGGCAGUCGCACCAUGAUGCCAACCAACGUCGCUUCAAUGCUGUGCUCCUCUUUGGAAUUGCAUUCACUGCUGCUACAUUCGUCGUUGCAAAAACAUCAGGACUGGUCUACCUCAACUACUCGCCUCCCAAGUCCCUGGAUUAAGCAUUCACUAAUAACAAAAGCUUGGAUUUAUGUUAAAUAGAAAUUAAAUAAAAUUUAGUUUUAUUUCUGA
Molecule: messenger RNA, 2164 nt
Organism: Bombyx mori (domestic silkworm)
Lineage: Eukaryota; Metazoa; Arthropoda; Insecta; Lepidoptera; Bombycidae
Gene: COX7B
Exons: 3
Coding region: 1834-2094 (86 amino acids)
Source: RefSeq, a predicted model, not a curated record